Messenger RNA from Dromiciops gliroides (monito del monte), 799 nucleotides. RefSeq names its product platelet glycoprotein VI-like. The record is from RefSeq and is a predicted model, not a curated record. NCBI's taxonomy places the organism in Eukaryota, Metazoa, Chordata, Mammalia, Microbiotheria, Microbiotheriidae. The transcript has 4 exons.
AUGGUCCCCACACUCUUUGCCCUGCUCUCCUUUGGCACCUUGGCCAGACUCUCCCUCAGGGCUGAACCAGGCUUGGUGAUCCCCUGGGGGAAGCCUGUGACCCUCUGGUGUGAAGGGUCCCCUGGGGCUGAUCAGUACCUUCUGAAGAAGGAGGGAGCCCAUAAGUACAUGGAUGAGUCUGUAGCUGGGAGGGGGGCCCAGUUCCUCAUCUCUUCCAUGGCAGCAAACACUGCUGGGAGAUACCAGUGUCUGUACAGCACUGGACUAUCAUGGUCAGAGGACAGUGAUGCCCUGGAGCUAGUGGUGACAAGUAGGUAUGGGCCCCCUUCCCUCACAGCCUUGCCCAGCCCCAAGGUGGCCUCAGGACACAAUGUGACCCACCAGUGUCAGUCACAGCAAUGGUUGGACAGGUUUGCUCUAUACAAGGAUGGAGAAGAGAUCACCCAAGGCCUGGUCCAGCCCCAUGAAAGGGGGUCUGUGGCCAACUUCCACAUCUCAGCUGUGAGCUCUACCCAUAGAGGGACUUACCUAUGCUACACCUUUGACAGUCGCAUGCCCUAGGAGUGGUCAGCUCCCAGUGAGCCCCUGGUGCUCAGGGUCACAGAUGCUGCUCCCCAGGAUUACACUGUGGGCAACCUGGUUCGCCUCAGCCUGGCUGGGCUGGUCCUCAUCAUCCUGGGGGUCCUGCUGGCUGAAGCCUGGCCUAGCCAGAGGGGACAGUGAGGAGGAGAUGCAGGAUCGCAGGACAGAGGGAAGACACAGCUGGGGUUCACUGACUGUCAGCAUCCCAAAGACUCAU